Messenger RNA from Mus pahari (shrew mouse), 10294 nucleotides. It is a transcript of the gene Cnksr2, whose product is annotated as connector enhancer of kinase suppressor of Ras 2. Gene Ontology annotation, molecular function: protein binding. Gene Ontology annotation, cellular component: membrane; cytoplasm. Bases 481 to 3432 code for a protein of 983 amino acids. The record is from RefSeq and is a predicted model, not a curated record. Lineage: Eukaryota; Metazoa; Chordata; Mammalia; Rodentia; Muridae. The transcript is spliced from 21 exons. Gene Ontology annotation, biological process: regulation of signal transduction.
GGGCUGCGGAGAGAUAUUUUGGGUGGCAGGAGGCCCCUCGUCAUUUCCGCCGGGCGGCUCGUCGUGCCGGGGGCUCCACUCCCGCGCGCCAGGCGAGCGAGCGGGCAAGUUGGCUGCGACCGUGCGCCGGCGCCUCUUUCUUUCCCUGCCGCGACCCUCAGGGGCUCGAGCCAUGAACUGAAGCCCCUAGGGACGCUCACCCCGGGCUGAGCCGCGGACUCUGCCGCUGCGGUUGCCGCCUGGGCUGGGACCCAGCCGACCCCGGCGUCUUAUCCCGGCCGGCUGGCCGGCCGUCGCCGCUCCCACCGCAGCCACCUCCGACGCUCCAGCCUUGGGACCGACACACAAAAGCCACCCUCUCCGCGCCGCCCACCCCGGGAGGCUGCGGCCGGCCACCGACCCCACCUGAGGGCGCAGCGGGCUGCGGACUUGGCUUUCUGUCCGAGCUCCGCGUCCCACGCGGCACCGACCCCGCCGCCCAUGGCUCUGAUAAUGGAACCGGUGAGCAAAUGGACUCCGAGUCAAGUAGUGGACUGGAUGAAAGGUCUCGAUGACUGUCUGCAGCAGUAUAUUAAGAACUUUGAGAGAGAGAAGAUCAGUGGAGACCAGCUGCUACGCAUUACACAUCAGGAGCUAGAAGAUCUGGGAGUCAGCCGUAUUGGUCAUCAGGAGCUGAUCUUGGAGGCAGUUGACCUUCUGUGUGCACUGAAUUAUGGCUUAGAAACAGAAAAUCUAAAAACACUUUCUCACAAGUUGAAUGCAUCUGCCAAAAAUCUACAAAACUUCAUAACAGGAAGGAGAAGGAGCGGCCAUUAUGAUGGGAGGACCAGCCGAAAAUUACCAAAUGACUUUUUGACCUCAGUUGUGGAUCUUAUUGGAGCAGCCAAGAGUCUUCUUGCUUGGUUGGACAGGUCACCAUUUGCUGCUGUGACAGACUAUUCAGUCACAAGAAAUAACGUCAUACAGCUCUGCUUGGAAUUAACAACAAUUGUGCAACAGGAUUGCACUGUAUAUGAAACUGAAAAUAAAAUUCUUCAUGUGUGUAAAACUCUCUCUGGGGUCUGUGACCACAUCAUAUCCCUGUCCUCAGAUCCUCUGGUUUCACAGUCUGCUCACCUGGAAGUGAUUCAGCUGGCAAAUAUCAAACCAAGUGAAGGGCUGGGUAUGUAUAUUAAAUCCACAUAUGAUGGCCUCCAUGUAAUUACCGGAACCACAGAAAAUUCACCUGCAGAUCGCUGUAAGAAAAUCCAUGCUGGUGAUGAAGUGAUUCAAGUUAAUCAUCAGACUGUGCCUCUUAUACCUAGAAGUCCCACAAGCAGCGUUGCCACGCCCUCCAGUACCAUCAGUACACCCACCAAAAGAGACAGUUCUGCUCUCCAGGAUCUCUACAUUCCCCCUCCUCCUGCAGAACCAUACAUUCCCAGGGAUGAAAAAGGAAACCUUCCUUGCGAAGACCUCAGAGGACAUAUGGUGGGCAAGCCAGUUCAUAAGGGAUCUGAAUCCCCAAAUUCAUUUCUGGACCAGGAAUAUCGAAAGAGGUUCAACAUUGUUGAAGAAGAUACUGUCUUGUAUUGCUAUGAAUAUGAAAAGGGGCGAUCAAGUAGUCAAGGAAGACGGGAAAGCACACCAACCUAUGGCAAGCUACGACCUAUAUCUAUGCCAGUCGAAUAUAAUUGGGUGGGGGACUAUGAAGAUCCAAAUAAGAUGAAGAGAGAUAGUAGAAGAGAAAACUCUCUACUUCGAUACAUGAGCAAUGAAAAAAUUGCUCAAGAAGAAUACAUGUUUCAGAGAAACAGCAAAAAAGACACAGGGAAGAAGUCAAAAAAGAAGGGUGAUAAGAGGAAUAGCCCAACUCACUACUCAUUGCUACCUAGUUUGCAAAUGGAUGCAUUGAGACAAGACAUCAUGGGCACCCCAGUGCCAGAAACCACACUGUACCAUACAUUUCAGCAGUCCUCUCUGCAGCACAAAUCAAAGAAGAAAAACAAAGGAGCUAUAGCAGGCAAGAGCAAAAGAAGAAUUUCUUGCAAGGAUCUUGGCCGUGGUGACUGUGAGGGAUGGCUUUGGAAAAAGAAAGAUGCAAAAAGCUAUUUUUCACAGAAGUGGAAGAAGUACUGGUUUGUCCUAAAGGAUGCAUCCCUAUACUGGUAUAUUAAUGAAGAGGAUGAAAAAGCAGAAGGAUUCAUCAGUCUGCCAGAAUUUAAAAUCGAUAGAGCCAGUGAAUGCCGCAAAAAAUAUGCAUUCAAAGCCUGCCAUCCUAAAAUCAAAAGCUUUUAUUUUGCUGCUGAGCAUCUUGAUGACAUGAACAGGUGGCUUAACAGAAUUAACAUGCUGACUGCAGGAUAUGCAGAAAGAGAGAGGAUUAAACAAGAACAAGAUUACUGGAGUGAGAGUGACAAAGAAGAAGCAGAUACUCCAUCAACACCAAAACAAGACAGCCCUCCACCCCCCUAUGACACAUACCCACGGCCUCCCUCUAUGAGUUGUGCCAGUCCUUAUGUGGAAGCAAAACACAGCCGGCUUUCCUCCACAGAGACCUCACAGUCUCAGUCUUCACAUGAAGAGUUCCGUCAGGAAGUGACUGGGAGCAGUGCUGUGUCUCCCAUUCGCAAGACAGCCAGUCAGCGCCGCUCCUGGCAGGAUUUAAUCGAGACACCGCUGACAAGUUCAGGCUUACACUAUCUUCAGACUCUGCCUCUGGAAGAUUCUGUCUUCUCGGAUUCGGCAGCCAUCUCCCCUGAGCACAGGCGGCAGUCCACGCUUCCCACUCAGAAGUGCCACCUCCAGGAUCACUAUGGCCCAUACCCUUUAGCAGAGAGCGAGAGGAUGCAAGUGUUAAAUGGCAAUGGGGGCAAGCCUCGAAGUUUUACUCUGCCUCGAGAUAGCGGGUUCAACCAUUGCUGUCUGAAUGCUCCAGUUAGUGCCUGUGACCCACAAGAUGACAUACAGCCACCAGAGGUGGAGGAAGAAGAGGAGGAGGAAGAAGAGGAAGCAGCAGGAGAAAACAUUGGAGAGAAAAAUGAAAACAGAGAAGAAAAGUUAGGAGACUCCUUGCAAGAUUUAUACAGGGCACUGGAGGAAGCCAGUCUAUCACCACUAGGAGAACAUCGCAUUUCAACCAAGAUGGAAUACAAACUAUCAUUCAUAAAACGGUGUAAUGAUCCUGUGAUGAAUGAGAAACUGCACAGGCUGAGAAUUCUUAAAAGCACUUUAAAGGCCAGAGAAGGGGAAGUAGCCAUUAUUGAUAAAGUCCUAGACAAUCCAGACUUGACUUCUAAAGAAUUCCAACAAUGGAAGCAGAUGUACCUCGACCUUUUCUUGGAUAUCUGUCAAAGCACCACCUCAAAUGACCCACUAAGUAUUUCUUCUGAAGUAGAUGUUCUCGCUUCCUCUCUAACACAUACUCACUCAUACAUUGAGACACAUGUGUAAGUGCAUUCGGCCCCGAGGUCACCUAGUACCUGAUGGUACUCAGAAUAAGUGGAUAAGGUAGUUUUUUAUCAGUGUGUUGGAUACUUGACAAGCUCUACUUUAAUGUUACCAAACUAUAUGAAACAAAGCAUACAUGGUCACAUUGCCACUGUCUUUAAAGAGCAUUUGUAUGUUUUCUAUGCAGUCAGUGCUCAGCCUAUGUUUACCAUGUGCAGAAUCAACUAUCUUUAAUGACUUAAAUUAACUUUUGCAGACAAUUCUGAAAACAGGUGAUCUUCAAGUAGAAAAACCACAAAAAGGCAAUUUUCUAUCUGAGGUCAUCUCUUCUCCCUUUAAGUUAAUUUUAUAUAUAAUGAGACUUCAACCGUAAAUCACAAUUUUUUCAGGUGCAGACAUCCUUGUGGGUGGGAAAGAAUUUAAACCUUUUUAUAUUUAUUAAAAUGUUCUAAGAAUUUUCUUAAACAUUGCACAAAGUUUAAUGCUGUAGUUUUAUUUUUAUGAAAUGUAGGUGCGUAUAAAAGAGUUAAGCAAACUAGAAGAGCAUGAACAUAAGAAAAGUUCAGGUCUAAUAUCUGUCUUAACAGUCUAUUAACUUGUGCUAACUGGUUAAUGGAGGUACUAUUCCAAAUCUAUGAGAACACUGCGUGGUGUAUCAGGGCAAAGCUUUGUAAGAUGUUUUUGUAACUAAGACCAAAAUUGAAGAUAGAGCUGCUUUAUUUUCUUGGUUUAAAUCUUCCUUUAUUUUUGUAGUGAUGAAAUGCUGAUUGUGUACAGAAGAAUUUAAGAAUGGAUUUUUUAAAACAGACUUAACUCACCCAGAAAGGCAGCUAACAGCUACACACACACACACACACACACACACACACACACACACACUUUCAGCCCAAACUCGUGUUUUUUGAACUCUUAACUCUUAAAAGACAAGGUAUACACUGAAAUGAGUCCAUUUUCCAGGCAUUUUCCAAUUUUCCCUUGGUCUGUAACUAAACUUCUGUAAUUAUACAUCAGGCAAGAUAGUAAAAUGCAUUUGGUCGUGGCAGACAGAAGUUGCAGUAGAGAAAACAAUGUUGAAAAACGUUAAUGGGUUUCUCUACUAAGGAGCAGAGGAUGGCAGUCAUUCAGGGAGUUAUUACAUUGAGUGGCCUGAGAUCAAGCACUUAGAGGUUUUUUCCUAGAAUCCUGAACUGUUUAUAGGUGGAGUCUAUGAAAAAGUCCUCUUGACAUAUUGCCAUUUCUAUGUGUCUAGUUUUGGAAAGUGACCACAGCAUGAAAGUGACUUGCUGCUUUUUAGUGUGUGGCUGCAUAAAAUACAAGUCACAAUUUGCUGUUUUUUCAGGAGGAAAAGAUCCUCCUUUACUAUUCUAUAUCCUAAAACCUACUUCUGAUCAGCUUUAUCCUGUUGCCUGUACAGCUCAGUGAAUGUAUUUACAUCUCUAAGAGUUCAGAUAUAUGCCAGUGAAUAUUUUUGCUGUAGAGAAGAAAGUCAAAACUACACAGCGGGAUCUUUUUCUUUGCUUUUGAAAUCACAUUAAAUCACUAUCGUUUUGCAGACUUUGCACAACUGUACAGGAGAGUGGCCUUUCUACAGCACAUUUUCAGUAAUCCUAUAUUUAGUCAAAAUGGAUGAGAAACAUGCAUUAAUGUUUGUAUGGAAUUGUGGGUCCGGUGUAAUAUUUUUAUCAUUUAGAAUACCCUAUUUGUAAAAAACAUUUAUUUACUGCAUGGUUAUUGACAAACAUUAAAUUUGUGGGAUUUUGUAUAUGUAAAAGAAAGAGAAAGAACAAACAAACAAAACCCCUCUUGUCAUAAAAUGAAGUGUGCUUGUUACAGUUGUUUAGGCAUAUUGAUGUUCACUAGAACAAUGUGGUGUAUCUUCACUUAAAACUAUUUGUACAUGAUGGAUGCGUCACGUAUAUAGUGGACAAACAACCUGCAAACAACAGGCAGUCGGUGGGAAGACUGGCUCUGUUACUAGUAAGCAGCUUGUACUUUUGUAAAGUCAGCUGUUGUUUUACUGGUUAAAAAAAUUAAACUAAUAAAUUUUAUAAGACUGGUGAGUUAUAAGACUAGCCUAGCAUGAAAGAGACCUUUUAACAGUAUUUAUCUGUACAUUUUAUUGCAUUCGUUUCAAAUCUAGGAGAGAGGCAGCACUGUAAACUGAAGUCAAAUAAAUUCAGCUCUCAAUGAAUCCCUAUAAAACACCGACUUUAUUCAUGCAAAGGGCUUACCACAUUUCUCUGUGACCUAAUCAUCCAGCCACCCUCACUACCACCACCCCAGUUACAAGUUCUCACUUUGCCACCUCACUGAUAGCACAAGCCAGAAGUGACACCUGUUCAGAGGUUACCACGGUCUCCUCUGAGACCUUGAAACCACCUCAAGCUAUCUUCCCACUGACCUGACCUCACCUUAAAAACUUCACCUACUCCUUCCUUUUCUGUGAGCCUUUGGGGAACUAAGAUUGAAACCACCAAAACUGAGCUAAUUUUCUUCUUACAAAUGUAGUGUAUUGUGGUUAAGUGAAAUAUAUAUAUAUAAACUAAUAAGCUGCCAGUGUAAAAGCAGAUGAGGACAGGACAGAAAAAUUAUUAACCAAGAGUUGUUUCUCAAAGAAAUGCUUUUUCUGGGUUUUUUCCCCUUCUCAGUUCCAUGUCAAUACGAAACUGUCAAAGCAGAACUAUAACCAUGGCUCUGCACCAUAAAUAUCAUUUUUCUCGGUACAACUAUUCCAUACUGUUUAACGAAGGUGUGUAUAUGUGCGCACACACACACACCUUCACAGUUUCAUCAAAUACUGUCUACUGGGCCUAUUAUUACAGCUAUUGUAGCCAACAGUUUUCUGUGGUUUGUGUGUAACUAGUUGUACAUUGUUUGGAUGGGAGACACUUGAAAAACACUUUAGGGAGCGAAGUUAGGUCCUAUUUUAUUUUCAAAUUCCACCUCUAGGCCAAAAUGAGUCUGUCUUUCUGAAACCUCUACAGUUAACUAAAGCUGGCUCAUCUCUUUGCAUUUGACCAUUCCUGGCUGACAUCUGCAGUUGGAGGGGAAUAGUUAGUUUUUGUCCAAGGCCUCGUUCACCUCCUUAUCGUUCAGAACUACUCUAUCAGAGUCCUCUUAAGGGCAAAGCAGUGCUUUUCAGGCAAGGUCAAGAACAACUUUCCCUUAGAUCCUCCGAAGCCUGGACUCACCUGUUCAAUCCAGCACUAAAUCUGGCACCUCUCCAGUCUCUCCCUCCCUUGUCCCCUCCCUACCCUCCGGUAGCUGCAGCACUGCACACUGAAGGCCACUCCACGCCCAAGGCAGCACACAGCCUAUAUCUUCCCAGCGGUCCAGGUCGAGGUCAUAGCCCACUACGUUCUGGGUUGGCACCUGGCGUGAGUCCCGCCACUUGAGACCACCCAGCAGCAGCACUGUCUCUUCUACCACAGCAAGUCCAUAGCAGAAGCGGUCAUAGGGUAGCGACCGCAACCGAGUCCACUGGUCUGUGCAGGGGUCAUAGCGUUCAAUCUCAGAGAAGGGCUCAUAUCUCCCCAAAAAGGCAAACACUGCACCUCGCAGCACCGCAAGGUAGUGCCCAUAGCGAGCUGUGCCCAUGGGUGCCCUCUUGCUCCACACUCUCUCUCCGGGGCUAAGGGAGUACAUAUCCCGGAGGCUACUCGUGCCUCCUUCACCUCUCCCAGUCUUGCCCCCGGAGAUGUACACAACACCAUGGUCCCCAACAGCACCUGCGUGACCAUGUACUGCCCGAGGUAGCUCUCCAGCUGCCAUCCAGCGGUCCCUGCGAAGGUCAUACAUCUCCACUGAGGCCAGUGCCUCACCACAGGUGCCCAGGCCUCCGACAGCCAGGAGACUCUCACCUACCACACCACACCAGAAGUAGGCCCUUGCUUCUCGCAUGGCAGGCACCUGUGUCCAAGUGUGGAAGCGCGGGUCGUAACGGUGCACUAAGGCUGUGACUGACCUUGAGCUGGCAGCCAGAGAACUAGAUGGGCUGCCAGGAAGGCUCUCCCCUCCAAGGACAAAUAGGAAGUUGCCAGUGGUACAUACACUGUGGCCUAGCAGUGGUGUGGGCAGCUGUGUCAAGCUGUGCCAGCUGUGGUUAUACACAUCGAAGGACACCACCUCCUGGGUGAGCUCCCACUCCUUCUCCUCCUCCAUCUCUUCCUCCUCCUCUCCCUCCUCUUCCUCUGGUUGAGGUGCAGGGUGCCGAUUCUGAACUACCUCUGGUAGGACCAUGAUCUCCUCGGUUACCAUCUCCCUAGCUCUGAGACCACCAACUAGCAAGAUACGGGUCUGGGGACUCCGGACACUAGUCUGUUCUCCCUGCAGAAGCGGCUGGCUGGAGGGUGCUGUGUGGUAGUUGAGGGCCUGGAUGAUGAGGCUCUUGAUCCUAGUAGGUAAUAUAAGACCGGAGCCCGAGUACAUGCGCCGCAGCACACCAGCAGGCACCAGGCCAAAGCGGAUGCAUCCAAGCAGUGUUGAACUAUGUGCCAGGCGCUGGGCCUUGGGUUCCUGCUGCAGCCAGGCUAAUGCCAGGCCCAGCAGCCGUGUCUCAGGCACCCGUGCCACGUCAGGGGCACCCAGCACAGCUUUCAUUGAUAUAGGAUUGAGUUCCAGCAGCCCCGAGGGCCCAGUGCCCAUCAGUAACAGCCCCCCCAGGUGGCGCACAAUACAGCGCUCCGCUGCACCUAGGGUGCGGGCCAGGCCAAAGCGAGCUGCCACAUUGGCAGUGAAGCAGCAAUUCUCUGGGGCAAGCUGGCGUUCCAAGUAGUGGGCACACAGUCCCAAGGCCUCGGUGACUUGCAGGUAGCUGGCAGCCUCCAGAGUGUCUUCCACAGUGUCCAUGGAGAGGGGCAGCCAGGCAGUGUAGAUGAAGUCCAGCAGGCGCUGUAGGCCGGCCGCUGAAGGUACACGCAGGUGAAUUACGCGAGCCCGCGAUUCCUGAGUGUGACUCUUGAACAGGGCCCUGAAGUAGUCGCUGGAGCACGCCAGAAGUGACCUGUGCGCUGGGAACUCACUGCCCUCGGCCUCCAGUGUCACAUCGCACAAGAACCCCUCAGCGCGUAGGGCCUGGUAGCCAGUGAGAAGAGAGCUGCCGUGGGCUUUGCAGUAAGACAGGAAGUAACUCAUGAUGCCCAAGGCGGGAAGCUGGGAUGGAGCCAGCCCGGCGUGGCAGGAGGCAUCCCGUAACAAGGAACCCCCACCUCCGCUGUCCAGCUGCUGAGCCCCUAGCAAAGGCUGAUUUUUGCCUGCUCAGCUUAAAACCUAGGGUUCCUUCAUCCAGAUUUGGCGGUUGCUCCGUGCCCCUCUCAGACAAAGUAAGAUGUAGAGACAAUUUCCAGAAGCCUCUAGUAGCAAAGGGUGUGGAUUUCGGAGUCUUCUCGGUAUUGCUAGACUUGUUUUCAGCUGGUGAGCAUGACAGCACGUUGCCCAAAGCCGCCUCCCCUACACAAUUUGGGGAACCCACACUUGCACACCAGGGGCGGCGGUGGCCGCGCACCAUCACCUGGAGAGGUCGAGGGUACUGAAUCUCCAAAAGGCCAGAGGCGUGGCUGUGGCCCUAUUGUGGGUGCCCCGGGACAGCAGGAUGGUGGCUCUGAACUCCCGAUCGUGGCUGCUCCGUAGACACUCGCGCAGUCCGAGGACAACUGGCUAGGGGGCUGGGGGUGAACUUGUUCUGAAAGAAAGAUCAAAUCAAAGCCUGUGGCACUCGGGGGAGAGCAGGUCAGCUUAGAGGGUUGGGAACGUGAUUGGGCGCUGCACAUAACAUGCCGGUAGCUCACAGAGACAGGAAUAGUGCUCGCCUUGGCCGGCUGGCUCUCGGCGACCCGCCCCGCCCUGCGUCCCAGCUGCUGGCUGCGAAGCGCCCAAGGGCUCAGCAGGAAGCUUCCUGAGCCAGGGCACUGACUUCUGUGACCUGACUGGCCUCCAGGAACCGCAGGGAGGGGAGGGGGCGUCCCUUGGAAUGCUGAGCUGAGGGAGGAGUGGCAAAAGCUAAGGAAGGGCCCACUUUCCUUGGGACUCUAGUCCUGGUAAUGUGUUGAUGGGGAUAUCUGGCGAGGCUGGAGGCCCUCUUGGUGUCCCUGUGCACGGGAAAAGAAGCCUCAGGCUAAUCUUUUGGCUUUGAAGAUGUCCUAAUUAGUAAGGAGCAAGCUGGGAUUAAGAGGCAAUUUUGCGCACUGACACCUAAGAGGAGGCCACUGCUCAGAGAAGACUCUAGGAAGAGCUAAACCAGAGAGAACCCCAAGCUCUGGACCAAGUUCUUGUGCCCUGUGUGAAAUUCAGGGGCACUUGCCCUUCCUAAGGCAGGCAGAGUCUCCCAAGCUGCCUGGUUUUACAUUCCAACCCCUGCCCUCUGACCCCAGAGGAGCUCUCUUGGUACUCUCGCGCUUGUGAAAACCAUCUCUUUGCAACGCGGAGAAAGACGUUAUAACUAACUCGAGUUUUUUCUUUGAAUGACAACUCCUCAAAAAAAAAAAAUGUAAUUCCUUCUAGUUUUCUCUCUGCUUUCCCAUGCUCUGAUCUAAUGACUGGCUGCCACAUUCUCAAUACCAAGACAAGACAAUGGGCAGUAAAGUUGCAAGGCUCAGGACAGUUGUGAUUUCUGGGGCCCCUCCCCACAAAGUGAUUUUUAUAAGAAACACCAAGCACAGAAAUGGUGACUAAGAGCACCCUGUUGGUUGCCCACAUCCUGCUCUUGCACUAGGAGUUCAUUAAGCGCUCUUUCUUGCCAAAUUACAGGCUUCUGUUUUGUUUUGCUUCCAGCAAGAGUUUGUCUUCCUGGAUUUCAAGAGCGGCCCCUCCAGCAGUCCUGAUCUAGAGGAGUCUGUCAGACCGAGUUCUAUUUCACAGAAGCAAAAAA